CAGUAUUUUUGUCUGCUACUUGGCUAACCUGAUCUGGGCACACAUGGGGCUCAGGGGCUGCAAAUAAAUGACUCGGCCUCUGACCAGUAACCUAGCUGAGAUCUGUGUGGGGACAAAUUGCCUGUUUGUUGCGGGCAGUCUGCACGGCCUCUGUGGGAGCAGGAGGCAACUGGCCUGUGGCCCCUGCGGGCUUGGCAGGUGGAAAACAACUGAAUGAAGGAGCCAUUCCUGGAAGAGGCGCCGGUGUGGGCUGGACCUGGCUGCUUGUUUCUUCUGUCACACUUUGCUUUGUGCUUUGAGAUGAGAGAGGAGAGAUGCAGAAUGGCACGCUGAGGUUACAGUUGCACAGUUAUUUAUUCGCAGCUCUUAUGGAGAGGGAGCAACAGAGGAGGUUGAAGUGGCGUCUGAAGCCUGUUUAUUUUGGGAUCAUUUCUUGUUCCACAUGCCCCGACCCAGGAUGUCCCUGUUUUGAUGGGGUGAAUGUGGGAAGGCUGCUGGGAGCUCAUGCGUGUGUUCCAAAUGCCCCCUGCCCCAGGGCAGUGAACCGUUCUGCCACUCUCUGGCAUCUGGGAGCAACCCUGUAGGAAGCAACCAGUGACUGCUUUCUCUACGCGGCCACUGCUGUCAUGGUCACCCAGUGAUGAGUGAAUUCACAUUCACCAACUUCUGUUGUGCAUCCCGUGUGACAGGUGAGGACCUCGUUGCUCUCACACUGAGGGUGGGCGUCACCCACCUGGCCCCUAUUACUAAGUCAGAGGACUUCCCACCAGGCGUGCACACCCGCUUGGCUGCAGCUGCAAUCCCCGAGGCAGGCUGCCAGGACUCACCUGUCUAUUUAAGUGGCCUGUGCUGAAUGCAUUCAUUCUGGGAAGAGGCUCCCUGGGGCUGGGCCCUGCAGGACAGGGCGCUCAGCUAGCCAGGGACCCUCUCCCAGCAUGCAGGGCCAUAUGCCCUGGAGGCACUGUGGACAGUGCCUGGCAUUCUGGUCUGGAUGUCUGCCUACAUGCCCUGGGCCAGCUCCUGAGAAGGGCUUGUCCUUGGUGGGGUUGAGAAUGUUUUUCAGUUAUAGAUAAAAUCCACCCAUUCCUUACAAGGAAGAAGGGGGCCCCAGCAGACGUAAUCAGCUGUUCCCCAUGGCAUCUGGGAACCAGACCUCUGUGACCCUCUUCAUCCUGCAGAGCUUCACCGACGACCCCUGGCUCCGGGCUGCCCUCUUCUGCCUCUUCUUGGCCCUGUUUGCCGUGGCCCUAGCUGGCAAUGGGCUGAUUAUUGCCGCCAUCCGCUGCAGCCCCAACCUCCACACCCCCAUGUACUUCUUCCUGGUCAACCUGGCCAUGCUGGACAUGAUCUGCACCCUGUCCAUCCUCCCCAAGGUCCUGCAGAGCCUGGUCGGUGAGAGCACCAUCACCUUCUGGGGCUGCCUCAGCCAGAUGUUCUUCUUCACCUGGUCGCUGAGCUCGGAGCUGCUUCUCUUCACCGCCAUGGCCUACGACCGCUACCUGGCCAUCUGCCGCCCUCUGCAUUAUGGUGCCCUGAUGAGCGUGAGGGUCUGCCUCACCCUGGCCAUCUUUGUGUGGUCCAUAGGGUCACUCAAUGCCUUCGUGCUCACAGGCCUGGUGCUGCGUCUGUCCUUCUGUGGCCCCCAGCUAAUUGCACACUUCUUCUGUGAGGUCCCACCGGUGCUGCUGCUCUCCUGCAGCCCGACUUUCAUUAACGAUGUGAUGACCAUCAUUGCUGACAUGUUCCUCUCCGGGAUGAACUUCCUGCUCACCAUGUCUUCUUACGGCUUCAUCAUCGCCAGCAUCCUGCGUAUCCGCUCAGCAGAGGGCAAGAGGAGGGCCUUCUCCACCUGCUCCUCCCACCUCGUGGUGGUCUCUGUGUACUACUCCACCGUGCUCUACACCUACAUCCGCCCGGGCCUGGGGUCUGCUGGGCUCCUGGACAAGGCUGUUGCCGUACUGUAUACCAUUGUGACUCCCACUCUCAACCCCCUUAUUUACACCCUGAGAAACAAGGAAUUCAAAGCAUCCCUUAGAAAACUCUUGCUGUUCUUCACCAAGUGACUCGUGAAGAGGAUGCAAAAGGUCUGAACUUCAGAAGCAAUGGGACCACAGCCUGAGAAAUCCCACUCAAGUUUGUCCAAAGGGCUCCAUAUGUAGAAAGUGGUCACUCUUUGUACUUUAUUUAAAAGUGAUUCAUUAACCUUAAAUGUUUGCUAAGCCUUGCACAGUAAUAGAAUAACCAUUUGCACAUUCAGUUCUCUUCACCACUAAAAUAUUUCUUAGACUCAUUUCAUCAAAUCCCACUGUUUGCUAAAGCACAAAUACAAGUGCAUUUCAAUGUAAGUCCCUUUAAAUGUCUCAGGCCACACAAGCAAUAAAACAUGGCCAAAUUGUCACAGUGAUGACACACAUGCUACACCAUGCUUGAACCUGCUGUAAAAUUCUUGAUGUUGUACAUGUGGUUGCCUUUUCAUCUUUUCCAUUUUUAUUUCAUAUUUAUCUAGGGUUUCAUUCACUGCGUAGUCCUGAAAAGGAAAACUACCCUUAGCAACCAGAAGUGUCGCCAGUCUGAGCUUCCCGCCCUCUGAUUUUUCAGACCCUGGUCUGAUGGCAGUGCCCAGGAUGCUCGGGCCCAAGCACCCAGCCUCUUCCUAGGGCUGCUUCCUGCCAGGGGCUCACUGUCUUCCUGGCUUUGGCAGGAGGUUUUGUGCCCCAUGACUGUCCUGUGUGACAAGCUACAUGUGAUAUGUGAUGUCAGCACAACUCCUGUCCCCAUCAGGUCUGGAUGCCUUGGCCUCACUGCAGACACGUAGACAUAGUGAGGGUCACGGUCACGUUAUCUUUCCGGGUCUCUCUCUGGCACAUCUGGCUGUGGAAAACUCUUGUAUAUCUAAAUCCCUAUGAAAUAAAGCUACUUCAAAAGUCA
Messenger RNA from Manis pentadactyla (Chinese pangolin), 2928 nucleotides. RefSeq names its product olfactory receptor 13A1-like. The transcript has 3 exons. The coding region runs from base 1134 to 2063 and encodes 309 amino acids. Gene Ontology annotation, biological process: G protein-coupled receptor signaling pathway. Lineage: Eukaryota; Metazoa; Chordata; Mammalia; Pholidota; Manidae. The record is from RefSeq and is a predicted model, not a curated record. Gene Ontology annotation, cellular component: membrane. Gene Ontology annotation, molecular function: G protein-coupled receptor activity; olfactory receptor activity.